This is a messenger RNA of Abrus precatorius (Indian licorice), 1559 nucleotides long. Its product is annotated as pentatricopeptide repeat-containing protein At5g15300. Gene Ontology annotation, biological process: RNA modification. The coding region runs from base 12 to 1559 and encodes 515 amino acids. Gene Ontology annotation, molecular function: RNA binding; protein binding. The transcript has a single exon. The record is from RefSeq and is a predicted model, not a curated record. Lineage: Eukaryota; Viridiplantae; Streptophyta; Magnoliopsida; Fabales; Fabaceae.
UCUUUGGCAGCAUGAUCAGAAAAAGAAGAGGCACCACCAAUACCAACCUCCGAACCCUCAAACAGAUUCAUGCUUUACUGAUUGUCAACGGUUUCACUUCCAACGUUGGUUUCCUCAGACAACUUGUCUUCACCGCUGCAAUGUCAAUGGUGGGUCCCGCGGCCACCACUGCCGUCACACACUACGCACUCCAAAUGUUCGCUCAAAUUCCCCAACCAGACACCUUCAUGUGGAACACCUUCAUCCGAGGUUCCUGUCAAAGCCCUGAUCCCAUGCAUGCGGUCGCACUCUAUACCCAGAUGCACCAGCGUGCCGUGAAGCCUAAUAACUUCACUUUCCCUUUUGUUCUCAAGGCUUGCACCAAGCUUUUCUGGGUCAACACCGGUUCAGCGAUCCAUGGCCGGGUUUUGAGGUUCGGGCUCGGUUCAAACGUGGUUGUGAGGAAUACCCUUUUGGUUUUUCAUGCUAAAUGUGGAGACUUUAAGGUUGCAACUGAGCUUUUUGAUGAUUCGGAUAAGGGAGAUGUGGUUGCUUGGUCUGCACUCAUUUCUGGGUGUGCUAAAAGAGGGGAUUUGAGUGUUGCUAGAAAACUGUUUGAUGAAAUGCCACAGAAAGAUUUGGUGUCGUGGAACGUGAUGAUCACGGGGUACACCAAGCACGGGGAUAUGAAGAGUGCUAGGAAGCUUUUUGAUGAGGCUCCCAUGAGGGAUGUUGUUAGUUGGAACACGGUGAUCGCGGGUUAUGUACUGUGUGGUUUGAACCGGCAGGCAUUCGAGUUGUUUGAUGAGAUGUGUGGGAUUGGGGAGUUCCCUGAUGAGGUGACCAUGUUGAGCUUGUUGUCUGCUUGCGCUGAUUUGGGAGAUUUAGAGAAUGGUGAAAAGGUGCAUGCUAAGAUCAUGGAGAUAAGCAAGGGAAGUUUAAGCACGUUACUGGGGAAUGCGCUUGUUGAUAUGUAUGCCAAAUGUGGAAACAUUGAUAAAGCGCUGCGUGUGUUUUGGUUGAUACGAGAAAAAGAUGUGGCAUCGUGGAACUCGGUCAUUGGUGGGUUGGCCUUUCAUGGCCAUGCUGAGGAAUCACUUGAUCUGUUCGGAGAAAUGCAAAGGACCAGGGUUUGUCCAAAUGAGAUCACCUUUGUUGGCGUUUUGGCUGCUUGCAGUCAUGCUGGGAAAGUUGAUGAGGGUAAUCACUAUUUUCAUCUUAUGAAAAGUAAAUAUAAGAUUGAGCCAAAAAUUAGGCAUUGUGGGUGUAUGGUGGACAUGCUAGGGCGUGCUGGACUUUUAAAGGAGGCAUUUGACUUCAUAGCCUCCAUGAAGAUUGAACCUAAUGCAAUUGUUUGGAGAACUCUGCUUGGAGCUUGCAAGGUUCAUGGAGAUAUGGAGUUGGCAAAACGAGCAAAUGAGGAGUUGCUUAGAAUAAGAAGGGAUCACAGUGGUGACUAUGUAUUGCUAUCAAAUCUAUAUGCUUCACGGGGCGAGUGGGAUGGGGCUGAGAAGGUAAGGAAGUUAAUGGACGACAGAGGUGUAACUAAAAAUCGCGGUUCUAGCUUUGUUGAUGCAUAA